This is a messenger RNA of Neoarius graeffei (lesser salmon catfish), 5637 nucleotides long. RefSeq names its product NACHT, LRR and PYD domains-containing protein 12-like. NCBI's taxonomy places the organism in Eukaryota, Metazoa, Chordata, Actinopteri, Siluriformes, Ariidae. The record is from RefSeq and is a predicted model, not a curated record. Gene Ontology annotation, molecular function: protein binding. The coding region runs from base 1033 to 3945 and encodes 970 amino acids. The transcript is spliced from 9 exons.
GCUGUGUGUCCAUACACUAAUAUUCAAAAAUGGAGAGCCGUGAUCUGGACACAGAUAAUGUGACCCCACCCUCAGAAAAGCGGUAAGCUGCCAUGUUCUAAUAUUUUAGUCAUUAACUGUUCUUAUCUGAAAUAUGGAGUGAGUAGAUAUGAAAAGAAUAACUGAACAAAAAUUGAUCCUCAGAGUGAAAAGUUAUCAGUCCCCACUUUAAACAUUCAGAUUCUGUUCACUGUCAGUAAAAUGAUGUUCUUAUAAAAUAAUAAAGCAGUUAAAGAGUAAAGAGUAGGUAUGAGACGAUACACUAAAGCCACGAUACGAGUCGUAUCCCAAUACAGGCUUCACAGGACCAGACUGAUGAGACGGUGUUGACACAAAUCACACCACUGCAGUAUCAAUACAGUAGGAGUGUUCAACUCACAUUCUGACACAUCAGCAUUUCUGGGAGACUCUGAAGAUCCAUCAAAGUUUAUCAUUCCCUUUUUUCAUAUCCUAUCGACUAAAACCAAUAAUUAGAACAGGAUGUUUCUGUAGGAAAAAGAAGGGAUAACAGAAACUACUGAAGUGUAAGCGCUAUGAGGUAAUAACAUUUAUUCUAUUGUUUUUUAUGAAUGCGUUCCUUUGUUUAUUCACAUUUACAGCAGCUGUGAUGAGAAACAGGAUGAGCUCAUUGGGACGAUGCGUAUUUCCUGUUUCUGUUAGAAAGCUACUAGACAGAUAGCUACACUAUAAGCCCAGAGGUCUGGAGAGCCGGUGAAGUCGCUGCUGGAGUUUAGUGCAGAAGAAAAGUAGAUCAGGAUUUAUAAUAUCAGGUGUAUUUUUCCCCUGUUCUGAACUUAUUUUUAUCUUUUUCAGUGGAGCUGUAAUAAAGCUAUUUCAUGGCACCGUUGUUAAUGUAGAAAGAUUGUUUGAGGGUAAAUUGUGCCUUAAAUGAGUAAAAUAACAAAUGAGUGUCAUCACAUGUGCUACUCCCUCUGCUGCUGCUGCCGAGUGUGUAAGAAGAGGUGGAGGUCAUAAUGAAUAUUGAACAGAAAUAUGGUGAUAUACGAUAUGAUACAAAUUCAUCUCAGCGGCAUUUUGUGUCGGAAUUCUGUGGAAGAAAAACUGUCUCAUGUCCACUCUGUAAUGUUGUACAGUGAACUCCAGAGAAAGAGAUCAGACUCACCAGAACCCAGCUGUGUCUCCAUGAAGAGUGAUUGGUCUAUGGAUCAUCCUUUGAACUUUAAAAAUGGAAACUCCUCACCUGUACACAGUGAACUGCAGAGAAAGAGAUCAGACUCACCAGAACCCAGCUGUGUCUCCAUGAAGAGUGAUGCGUCUAUAGGUCCUCCUUUGAACUUUAAAAAUGGAAACCCGUCACCUGUACACAGUGAUUUACAGAAGGCAGGAGACAGAAGAGAAAAGAUCAUCACAGAUACAGGACACGCCCCAGAAUCUCCUGCUGUAAAUGAAGUCCAGAAAAAGUUCAGAUUAAAUCUGAUGAAGAAGUUUCAGUGUUUAAAUGAAGUGAUAAUAAAGCAGGAAAACCGAGUGCUACUGAAUGAGAUCUACACAGAGCUCUACAUCACAGAGGGAGACAGUGGAGACGUCAAUAAAGAACAUGAGGUGAGACAGAUCGAGGCAGCGUCCAGGAGAAAAACAACAGAGGAAACACCAAUCAAAUGCAAAGACAUCUUUAAGCCCUUAUCUGAAAAACCCCAACCCAUCAGAACUGUAGUGACAAAGGGCGUGGCUGGUAUUGGAAAAACAGUCUCUGUGCAGAAGUUCAUUGUGGACUGGGCUGAAGGGAAAGCAAACCAGGACGUCCCCCUCAUAUUUCCACUUCCUUUCAGAGAGCUGAAUCUGAUGAAGGACCAAAAACUGAGUCUGAUGGAGCUCCUUCAUGUCUGUUUUAAAGAAACAAAAGAAACAGAAAUGUCCAGGUUGGAAAAGGUUCUGUUCAUUUUUGAUGGAUUGGACGAGUGUCGUUUCCCUCUGGAUUUCCAGAACACAGUGAGUGUGUGUGAUGUAACUGAAUCAGCAUCGGUGCAUGUGCUGCUGAUAAACCUGAUCAAAGGGGAUCUGCUUCCCUCUGCUCUCAUCUGGAUCACCUCCCGACCAGCAGCAGCUGAUCAAAUCCCCUCUAAGUACGUCCAUCGAGUCACAGAGGUACGAGGGUUCAAUGACCCACAGAAGGAGGAGUACUUCAGGAAGAGGGUCAGUGAUCAGAGUCUGGCCAAGAACAUCAUCACACACCUGAAGUCAUUAAGAAGCCUGUACAUCAUGUGCCACAUCCCAGUCUUCUGCUGGAUUUCAGCCGCUGUUCUCGAGAGAAUGUUGGGUGAAGCAGAGAGUGGAGAGAUCCCCAAGACUCUGACUCAAAUGUACAUACGCUUCCUCAUUAUUCAGACAAACAUCAUCAGAGGAAAGUACUCAAAGAAGCAGGAGAGUGAUGAAGAAAUGCUGCUCAAACUGGGAAAACUGGCUUUUCAGCAGCUGGAGAAAGGCAACCUGAUCUUCUAUGAGGAAGACCUGAGAGGGUGUGGCAUUGAUGUGACAGAAGCAGCAGUGUACUCAGGUGUGUGUACGCAGGUCUUCAGAGAGGAGGUUGGGCUUCACCAGAGUAAAGUGUACUGCUUUGUUCAUCUGAGCGUUCAGGAACAUCUCGCAGCUCUGUAUGUGCAUCUGACCUUCAUGAAGGAAAAGAGAAAUGUUCUUGAUCAGAGUUGGCCCUUUAAGACAAUUUCAGAUGUACACAGGAGUGCUGUAGAUCAGACCUUAAAAAGUCAGACUGGACAUCUGGAUCUGUUCCUCCGCUUUCUUCUGGGUCUCUCACUGGAGUCCAAUCAGAAACUCUUACAUGCCUUAGUAACACAGACAGGAAGUAGCUCCCAGAGCAAAGAGGAAACAGUUUGGUACAUUAAGAAGAUGAUCAGUGGAGAUCUUCCUGCAGAAAAAUCCAUCAAUCUGUUCCACUGUCUGAAUGAACUGGGUGACGAUUCUCUCGUGGAGGAAAUCCAACGCUACCUGAAAUCUGGAAAACAAAGUGAACUCUCUCCUUCACAGUGGUCUGCUCUGGCGUUUGUGUUACUGACUUCAGCAGAGGAGCUGGAGGAGUUUGACCUGAGUAAAUAUACCAGUACAGAGAAGAUACCAGAUGAGGUUCUUGUGAAGGUGAUGCCUGUGAUUGCAGCAUCCAGAAAAGCCGUUAUCAGUUGUGAUACGAUUAAAGGGAGAAGCGCUGAAGCUCUGGUCUCAGUGCUCAACUCAGAAACCUCCAGUCUGAGAGAACUGCAUCUGACUGUGAAGACACUGGAUCUGUCUGGGAAUAAACUAGAAGACUCAGGAGUGAAGCGUCUCUGUGCUGUACUGGAGAAUCCUCACUGUAAAGUGGAGACACUGGUGUUGCAGUAUUGUGGUGUCUCAGAUGAAGGCUGUGCUGCUCUGAGUUCAGCUCUGAGAUCAAACCCCUCACACCUGAGAUACCUGGAUCUGACUAAUAAUAAUCUGGGAGACUCAGGAGUGAAGCGUCUCUGUGCUGUACUGGAGAAUCCUCACUGUAAACUGGAGAUACUGGGGUUGGAGCGUUGUGGUGUCUCAGAUGAAGGCUGUGCUGCUCUGAGUUCAGCUCUGAGAUCAAACCCCUCACACCUGAGAGAGCUGAAUCUGACUAAUAAUAAUCUGGGAGACUCAGGAGUGAAGCGUCUCUGUGCUGGACUGGAGAAUCCUCACUGUAAAGUGGAGACACUGGGGUUGCGGGAUUGUGGUGUUUCAGAUGAAGGCUGUGCUGCUCUGAGUUCAGCUCUGAGAUCAAACCCCUCACACCUGAGACAACUGGAUCUGACUAAUAAUAAUCUGGGAGACUCAGGAGUGAAGCGUCUCUGUGCUGGACUGGAGAAUCCUCACUGUAAACUGGAGAUACUGAGAGUGUCAUCGGAUGUUAUUGGUGACACAUCUUUUAUCAGCUGAUGUUUCCAAAGGCGUGGCCUUCCUGUCUGGAUUGACAGGUCGGUCACGCCUUCUACUGUCAGUUCGUCCCCUGCAAGAUGGCACUCCAGGUAUGGGAGAGCAUGUAUGCUCCCUCAUCUCGGUUGAUGGUCCUCGGGCUUCGCUUACGGAUCUCCAUGGCCUCCCUGAUCCAGCGCUGAUGUUUAUUAUCUUCUGUGCGGAUGACUCUGGCAUUCCCCCAGUCCAUAAUAUGAUUUUCCCUUUUGCAAUGAUCUGUUAUGGCUGACUUAUAAUUUUCCUGUUGUGCCUUUUCUUUUAUUGUUCGGGUUUGUCUUGUAGCUGUCUCCUUUUCGCACUCUUUCUUAUGUUCAUUUUUUCUUGUGUUGAAACUCCUUCCUGUCUCCCUAAUGUAAGUUUUAUUGCAUAAUUGGCAUGGAAUCUCAUAUAUGGUGUUGCAUCUGUUGUCCGGAUGUAUUCUGUCUUUGGGAUGAACCAGGAUCUGAUGGAGUGUUGUGUAUGGUUUGACAGGUGUGUUAAUGUUGUAUUUCCUCAUUACUCUUUGAAUGCGUUCAGUUAUUCCCCUAAUGUAUGGUAAUGUCACUACUCCCCUGUGUUCUUGUUUGUUUUUUCUCUUUCUUCUGUGUUUUGUUGUUUUUGACCUGUUCCGCCCCUUUGGAUAUUGCCCAUUGUGGAUAUUGACAUGCCUUCAGUGCGUGUUGUAUAUGUUGUUCCUCCUGUUCUUUGUCCUGUGGAUCUGUAAUAAUUGCUGUGCGUUCAUGUAAUGUUCUGACUACUGAUAUUUUGUGCAUUAUGGGGUGUUCGGAAGUCCAGUUUAAAUAUUGGUCGGUGUGUGUGGGUUUUCUGUGUACUUUUAUUUUGAUGUCCCCAUCUUCUGUGUGAUGUAUUUUUAAAUCCAAAAAUGCUAUUGACUGCUCCGUUUCUUCUUCAUGUGUGAAUUUUAUAUUACCGGUAUUGUCUAUGGUGUUGAGAUGGUCGGUGAGUUGUUGAGUGUGUCCCCUCUUUACUUUUUCUAGUAUGUCAUCCACGUAACGUUUCCAGAGUGUUGGCCUGUAUUCUGCUGGUAUUGUAGUGAGUGCUUUCUGCUCCAGAUCUUCCAUGAAAAAGCCGCACAUGAUGGCUGAUAGUGGGUCUCCCAUGGCAAAACCUUCCUUCUGUCUGUAAAUUGUAUUCCUGAACUGAAAGUAUGUGGAUGUGGCGAUGAAUUGAAGGAACUGAGUGAUGUCUUGUACAGUGAGGUUUGUGCGUUUCCUGAGCGUCCUGUCUGUUUUUAAUUUUUCUUGUACUAUCUGUAUGGUGGCUUCCGUGGGUGUUCUGGUGAAAAGAGAUAUGACGUCGUGUGAUAUGAAAACUUCGUCUUGCUGCAUUUUGAUGUUUUUUAGUUCUUCUGCCAGUUGUUUUGAGUUUUUGCAGUGUUGGUCUGUGAGUCCUAGUAAUGGUUUAAUUAUUUCGGUGAGUGCUUUUGAUAAGUUGUAUGUGACUGAACCAACGCUAUCUACUAUGGGGUGUAAUGGUGUUCCUGGUUUGUGUAUCUUUGGUGUGCCGUAAAUCCUGGGGAUGACGUUGGCUGUGGGUACUAAAUGAUUGUAUGCCUGCUUAUCUAUUUUAUUUUCAUCGAGUAGUGGUUUGAGUAGUGCUUUAAGUUUCUUUUUCUUGUCUUCUGUUGGGUCUUUUUUUAAUAUUUCAAAUGCGUCG